Molecule: messenger RNA, 2833 nt
Organism: Cariama cristata (Red-legged seriema)
Lineage: Eukaryota; Metazoa; Chordata; Aves; Cariamiformes; Cariamidae
Product: unconventional myosin-X
Exons: 15
Biological process (GO): signal transduction
Cellular component (GO): cytoskeleton
Source: RefSeq, a predicted model, not a curated record
AACCCACGUCUGUCUCUCUUGCCAGGUGGCUUAAUAAAUACAUGGAAGCGACGCUGGUGUGUCCUGAAAGAUGAGACCUUCCUGUGGUUUCGUUCCAAGCAGGAAGCACUCAAGCAGGGUUGGCUUCACAAGAAGGGGGGUGGAUCAUCUACACUUUCCAGAAGGAACUGGAAGAAACGAUGGUUUGUUCUCAGACAGUCCAGGUUGAUGUACUUUGAAAAUGACAGUGAAGAAAAGCUAAAGGGUGCCAUUGAUGUCCGAACAGCCAAAGAGAUUGUUGAUAAUACAGGCAAAGAAAAUGGUAUUGAUCUAAUAAUGGGUGAUAGGACCUACCACUUAAUUGCUGAGUCUCCUGAGGAUGCAAGCCAGUGGUUUAGUGUACUGAGUCAAGUCCACGCAUCCACAGAGCAAGAGAUCCAAGAGAUGCACGAUGAGCAGGCAAAUCCACAGAAUGCUGUGGGUACACUCGAUGUAGGACUAAUUGAUUCUGUCUGCGCUGCUGACAAUCCAGAUAGACCCAAUUCAUUUGUGAUCAUCACUGCUAAUCGUGUUCUUCACUGUAAUGCUGACACUCCUGAGGAGAUGCAUCACUGGAUAACCCUGCUCCAGAGGUCAAAGGGGGACACUAGAGUGGAGGGACAAGAAUUCAUUGUGAGGGGAUGGCUACACAAGGAAGUAAAGAACAACCCAAAGAUGUCUUCAUUAAAACUAAAGAAGCGUUGGUUUGUUUUGACACACAAUUCUUUGGACUACUACAAGAGUUCAGAGAAAAAUGCUUUGAAAUUGGGUACGCUGGUCCUGAACAGCCUCUGCUCAGUGGUCCCACCUGAUGAAAAAAUCUUCAAAGAGACAGGUUAUUGGAAUGUAACUGUAUAUGGACGCAAACAUUGUUACCGUCUCUAUACAAAAUUGCUUAAUGAGGCGACCCGCUGGUCAAGUGCCAUCCAGAAUGUGAUUGACACAAAAGCUCCAAUUGAUACUCCAACUCAGCAACUUAUUCAGGAUAUUAAGGAAAACUGCCUGAAUGCUGAUGUAGUUGAACAGAUAUAUAAGAGAAAUCCUAUUCUCCGUUACACUUAUCAUCCGUUGCACUCGCCGUUACUGCCACUGCCAUACGGGGACAUCAAUCUAAACUUGCUGAAAGACAAAGGCUACACAACUCUGCAGGAUGAAGCCAUCAAGAUAUUUAAUUCUUUACAGCAGCUGGAGUCUAUGUCUGAUCCCAUCCCUAUAAUCCAAGGUAUCCUCCAAACAGGACAUGAUUUACGACCUCUUCGAGAUGAGCUCUACUGUCAGCUCAUCAAGCAGACCAAUAAAGUGCCUAACCCCGGGAGCGUGGGGAACCUGUAUAGUUGGCAAAUACUCACCUGCAUGAGUUGCACAUUUCUGCCGAGUCGCAGCAUCCUCAGAUAUCUGAAGUUCCAUCUCAAAAGGGUUCGUGACCAGUUUCCAGGAACUGAAAUGGAGAAAUACGCACUUUUUACUUACGAAUCUCUUAAGAAAACCAAAUGCAGAGAGUUUGUGCCAUCGCGGGAUGAAAUAGAAGCUCUGAUCGGCAGGCAGGAGAUGACAUCCACAGUUUAUUGCCAUGGUGGGGGCUCCUGUAAGAUUACAAUCAACUCGCACACUACAGCUGGAGAGGUGGUUGAAAAGUUAAUUCGUGGCUUGGCCAUGGAGGAUAGCAGAAACAUGUUUGCUUUGUUUGAAUACAAUGGAACUACUGAUAAAGCAAUUGAAAGCAGAACCAUUGUGGCCGAUGUCUUGGCAAAGUUUGAAAAGCUUGCUGCCACUGCUGAAGCUGGGGAGAUGCAUUGGAAGUUCUAUUUCAAGCUCUACUGUUUCCUGGACACAGAAAACGUCCCAAAAGAUAGCGUGGAAUUUGCCUUUAUGUUUGAGCAGGCUCAUGAAGCAGUGAUUAGAGGACAUUAUCCUGCUCCUGAAGAAACCCUCCAGGUCCUUGCAGCUUUGCGUCUUCAGUACCUUCAGGGAGAUUACACUCUGCAUACCACCGUACCAGAAAUGGAGGAAGUCUAUCCCUUGCAAAAGCUGAAGUCUCGGAUUACGCAGUCUACCAAAACGUUUACUGCAGCAGAGAAGGCUGAGAAGAAACGAGCCAGCUUUCUUGAAGGAACAUUGCGGAGGAGUUUUCGCAGUGGCUCUGUCAGCAAACAGAAGGUUGAGGAGGAUCAGAUGUUAGACAUGUGGGUCAAAGAGGAAAUCUCGGCUUCCAGGACUAGCAUUAUUGACAAAUGGAAAAAACUCCAGAGGAUGAACCAGGAGCAGGCUAUGGCAAAGUAUAUGGCUUUGAUUAAGGAAUGGCCUGGCUAUGGCUCAACUCUCUUCGACGUAGAGUGUAAAGAAGGGGGAUUCCCACAAGAGUUGUGGCUUGGAGUCAGCGCUGAUGCGGUUUCUGUCUACAAGCGUGGGGAAGGAAGGCCUCUGGAAGUGUUUCAGUAUGAACAUAUCUUGUCAUUUGGUGCACCGCUUGCCAACACCUACAAGAUCGUGGUGGAUGAGAGAGAACUGCUUUUUGAAACUAGUGAGGUGGUUGACAUUGCAAAGCUGAUGAAAGCUUACAUCAGUAUGAUUGUGAAAAAACGCUACAGCACCUCUCGAUCAGUGAGCAGUCAUGGAAGUCAGGGCAGCUCCAGGUGAAAACAAAACCAGUUCUACUGUGCUCUAAAUAGAACAUAUCACUGCUUGGCCUCAAAACGACCUGAUGAUACUGAUCACAUCUGUUGACAAGCUAGCCAAGAACCGGAGUUUCCACGGAAAAUAUCUUCAAACAUUGUUUUAGAAAGACCACAGGAUGGGGACGAGAAAAUCAGCUGAA